GUAGGAAACGUUCAGGGAAUGACGUCCAAUGAUACAGACGGGAUGGAUUUCUACCCAAGAGGAAGGGGAAAGCACCUAUGUUUGCCGACAAACUAGAGCAAUCUGUUAAAUAUAUAUUGCUCUCAUAGCAAUAAGUAGCCAGAUUUUUAUUGUGUCUUGGAAUUUUUGGCAACUUCAUGCGCCCAGUGUUUGGACCAAAUCCGGACUGUGGGGGGAGUUUUGCGCCUGCUUUUGCACGCUAAACAAUACAACGAACGAGGACUUGGCUGCGCAGAACACACAUCCAGCCACGAUUAGUAACUAUUUAGCUAGUUAUGUAGAUUGCUUUUGGCAGGUUUGCAUGGGUACAUAACUACAUUGGUUUAUUUGCAUGUUUGUGAAGAAAAGCUCAAACAGAUUGGUCGGUCUAAGGAGAGAAUGAUAGGGGUUUGAGAAAUUCUGAGUUUUGUCCCCGGCUUGGACGUUAGCUACUGCUAGCUACCGAGUUAGCAAAUGCCAAAGGGCCUAUUUAGCAAGCGUUUUCAAACCUUUCCAGCGUUUGAGAGUUAUGACAAGUACUGUACUACAGUCAUACCUGUUUGCUAGUAUUCAUACACACGCUAAUAUUCGUGAAUAGGGUUUUUACUAACACACUCCGUGAGGGACGGAACAAGGAUAUGGGGAAGCGUUGCUCAGCCGACUCUUCUACUGUCACUCCUCCAGGAUUUCGAAUCAGGAGAGCCCGGGUCGGUUGUUUGGACUCACGGAUAGCCAGCUAGCUACAUGGACUCACUGACAAGUAACUGCUGUUUCAUUUCAAGCCACAUUUGCAGUUUGAAUCAAGUAGCUAGCUAUCUACAAAUUAUUUGGCGUGCCUCACCCACAAUAUUGUGCUGAGGACCACACCACUUGACCAGACCAGUCAACUCGUUACCAGUCGUGAAAGGGCAAGAACAAAAACGACGCGCAAAAUGAACUAUCAGCAGCACCUUGCAAACUCGGCUGCCAUUCGGUCUGAGAUCCAGAGGUUCGAAUCCGUCCAUCCAAACAUCUAUUCCAUAUAUGAACUGCUGGAGCGCGUGGAAGAGCCCAUCCUGCAGAAUCAGAUUCGCGAACAUGUCAUCGCCAUUGAAGACGCCUUUGUGAACAGCCAGGAGUGGACCCUGAGCCGAUCGGUACCAGAACUCAAAGUGGGCAUUGUGGGUAACCUGGCCAGUGGGAAGUCUGCGCUGGUCCACAGGUACCUGACAGGAACAUACGUCCAGGAGGAAUCUCCAGAAGGGGGCCGUUUUAAGAAGGAGAUAGUGGUGGACGGACAGAGCAACCUAUUGCUAAUCAGAGACGAAGGAGGCCCUCCAGAGGCUCAGUUUUCCCUGUGGGUGGAUGCAGUGAUAUUUGUGUUCAGUCUGGAGGAUGAGAUCAGUUUCCAGACAGUCUACCAUUACUACAGCCGCAUGGCUAACUACCGCAACACUGCUGAGGUACCUCUGGUGCUGGUGGGGACGCAAGACGCUAUCAGCUCAGCCAAUCCCCGGGUCAUCGAUGACACGCGAGCACGCAAGCUGUCCAACGACCUGAAGCGUUGCACCUACUAUGAGACGUGUGCCACCUACGGCCUCAAUGUGGAACGGGUCUUCCAGGACGUGGCCCAGAAGAUCGUGGCGACCAGGAAGAAGCAGCAGCUGUCCAUUGGUCCGUGCAAGUCCCUCCCCAACUCCCCUAGCCACUCCUCUGUGUGUUCUGCACAGGUGGCUGCAGCAGUACACAUCAGCCAGCAGACCAGUAAUGGCGGCAGCCUGAGUGACUACUCGUCAUCAGUACCCUCCACCCCCAGCACCAGUCAGAAGGAGCUACGCAUCGACGUCCCCCAGACCACCAACACCCCCACGCCCGUCCGCAAGCAGUCCAAACGCCGCUCCAACCUCUUCACUUCUCGGAAGGCCAGCGAGCCAGACAGGGACAAGAAAGGACUGGAGGGCCGAGCGGACAGCAUUGGAAGCGGCCGUGCUAUUCCAAUUAAGCAGGGCAUGCUUCUGAAGAGGAGUGGCAAGACCCUAAACAAGGAGUGGAAAAAGAAGUACGUGACGUUGUGUGACAAUGGCCUGCUCACAUAUCACCCCAGCCUGCACGACUACAUGCAGAACGUCCAUGGGAAGGAGAUAGAUCUGUUGAGGACCACAGUGAAGGUCCCAGGGAAGAGGCCUCCCCGAGCGGUGUCUACCUGUGCCGCUGUCCCCAGCCCGAAGACCAACGGCCUGGCCAAGGACAUGAGCAGUCUGCAGCUGGGACCUGGUGGCCCUGGCUCUGUGACCAGUAGUUUGUCAGCCUCUCAGAUGACCAGCGGGAUCAGCUUGGUGUCCUUUAACAGUCGUGGGGACGGGCUGCACCAGAGAUCCUACUCAGUCUCCUCCGCCGACCAAUGGAGCGAGGCCACUGUCAUCGCCAACUCAGGAGUCAGCACAGACACGGGUCUGGGAGAGUCUGUGUGCUCCAGCCCCUCCAUCUCCAACACCACCAGCCCUAAGAUGGACCCGCCCCCGCCGCACGCCAACCGCAAGAAGCACCGCCGGAAGAAGAGCACCAGCAACUUCAAAGCCGACGGCCUCUCUGGUACUGCGGAAGAACAAGAGGAGAACUUUGAGUUGACCAUUGUGUCUUUGACGGGCCAGACGUGGCACUUUGAGGCCACCUCAUACGAGGAGAGAGACGCCUGGGUCCAGGCCAUCGAGAGCCAAAUCCUAGCCAGCCUGCAGUCUUGUGAGAGCAGCAAGGCCAAGUCACGUCUGACCAGCCAGUCUGAGGCCAUGGCCUUACAGAAUGUCAGGAGCCUAAGAGGGAACUCUCGCUGUGUGGACUGUGAGGCCCAGAACCCCGACUGGGCCAGUCUGAACCUGGGAGCGUUGAUCUGUAUCGAGUGUUCAGGGAUCCACAGGAACCUGGGGACCCACCUAUCUCGUGUUCGGUCCCUGGACCUGGAUGAGUGGCCCCUGGAGCUCCUCAAGGUCAUGACCUCUAUAGGCAACGAGUUGGCCAAUGACGUGUGGGAAGGCAACGCACAGGGACGCCUCAAACCAGCACCUGACGCCACCAGGGAGGAGCGUGAGCGUUGGAUCCGGGCUAAGUACGAGCAGAGGUUGUUCCUGGCGUCGCUCUCGGGGGUGGACCUAUCCCUGGGCCAGCAGCUGCUGAGGGCCACGGCCGAGGAGGACCUGCGCUGCGUCAUCCUGCUCCUGGCUCACGGCUCGCGGGAGCAAGUCAACGAGACGUGUGGCGAGGGAGACGGACGAACCGCCCUUCACCUGGCGUGCCGCAAGGGCAACGUGGUCAUCACACAGCUCCUCAUCUGGUACGGGGUGGAUCUGAUGGCGAGGGACGCCCACGGUAACAGCGCGCUGGCGUACGCACGGCAGGCCAGCAGCCAGGAGUGUGUUGACACGCUGCUGCAGUACGGCUGUCCUGAUGAACGCUACCCACUUAUGGCCACGCCCAACCUGUCCCGACGCAACACCAACCGCAACAACAGCUGCAGCAGCACGGGCAGCACCGCACUCAUAUAAACACUACCGCCCCCUUCAGAAGGCCUCCGGGUACUGCGGCUCACAGGAUAUUAACAGGCUAAACACACAUUGUGACAUUGUAUGCAUAUUACACACUCAAAAUCCUGACUGAAAAAAAACUGUGAUAUUUUUGGAAGUGAGGGACUUGGAGAGAGUCUGAAUUGGGAGAAAAUGACUGAACUCUUUUGGGAACCACUACUUCUGCACUCCUUGUCUUAGAGCCCUCGUUGACCUCUGACCUCUCCACUCUGCCACUAAUCUCACACAGAAGACACUAGCACUGCUGUUGUAGUUGCCGUUGAUGAAGCCCUCUGUCCUUUUGGCUCUCUGCCCCACAUCAUGAUGACCCCCCCCCCCCACCCCCACCUGCACUUCAGUCCAAUUGUCAAUUUCCUCACAAGGCCCUCCCCUGUAAAAGCAUGGGGGCAGGAGGUGGCUUGGCGUUACUUCCUGGUGGAGUCAGGUCACCGGCCUCCCCCACUGCUAACUACCUGGCUGCAUGUGGCCCUAAGCAUGAUGGGACAUGGGGAGGAGGCGGCCAAAAUCACGUGAAAAGCAGCGACACCCCCUUCUCAUAUACCCUCUUGAGUCCGAUCUGCAAUCUGCUCCCAGCUUCAACCCAGGCCACACACACACUAUAUCACUACUAUAUCACUGCUAUAUCAGCUGUAUAGAAACAGAGGCCUGCUGGUUUGGAAAGACUUUGGAUGUUUGAAGAGGGUCUCUGUAGCAUGUUGGGGAAGGGGGGGUUGCUUUUCGCUUAAGUUAUGGGAGCUCUACCUUAUAACAUGAGAACUACAAAGAACUACAAAGAACACUGAUCAACUGAACAGAACUCCUCUUCUACUCUGGUUCUUCUUUAGUUCUCCACAUAAUCAGUGUUUCCCCUCUCUUCUCUUCAGUAAAUUAUGUGAUCUCUCUCUUCCUGUGGAUGUAUACAAAAAUAUCUCCUUGUAUAAACAUUUUCAGAAAGUGAGAAACAAAUCCUAAAUAUCCGAUAUUCCUUUGAAGUAAAACAGAAAGUGUGAUAGCAUGUCUGACACUUUCUGUUUUGAAUUAAAAAGGUUGUUCAUCACGUCCAAAUUGUGUAUAUCUCAUUGUGAAUUGCUGGACCAAUGAAUCAGUUCCACAGAGAGGUGAGUUUGUCAUAUAUAUUAGAAGCCACUUGCUAGGUGUAAAAAGCGUGUAUGUAUUUCCAGGCUCAGGGACCAGAGACUGUCAGUUCUGCGUGAUCUCUAAGCCCCCACAAUUCCACUCGCCUCAACAACAGUCUUCUUACAUUUACGUUUCAUCCAUUCAGAAGAACAGUCCACCUACAGAAUGUAUAGGAAGCCUCAUGAUGCUCAGUAUCAGACCAUCAACCUUCUUCAGGAUCAUCAGACGGUCGGUCCACUCAACCCACUCAGAGACCAAGGGGAAAUGUUUUAUCCUUCUGCAUGUUAUUCUGCCUUUACUUUUAUCAGGUCAUCAAAUACACUGUAUCUGCUGUUUCAGCUGGAAACACAUCAUGAUAACAUAUUGUUGCCUAGUGAUAGACAGAGGAUGGGAGGAAAUGGAUAGGCAGGACUCUAUCAUGUUCCUGUUGAUUUCUUGGUGCAGGUUGUCAGGUCCAUACUCCCAUUCACUAACACUGAUCUACAACUGAUCCAGGAACAGCAUCCACCGUGUAAAUGUAGCACUAUUUAUACUAGAUGGGCUCAUCAGUGUUCAAUCUAUUUAAUUUAAUCUAAGAAGACAUUUGUCUGACAGUUCAAUCCAUGAUGGGCUGUCAGCUUUUGUAGAAUAUUUAUGAUCUGAUGGAUACUGUUUCUUCAUUGAAUUAGACUGUUCUGAUUUGGAGAAGAGUUCCUAAUUUGGGCCCCCUCUGAGUUUUCCCCUUGUCAAGUUGACUGACAUCAUAUAUGACGUCAUUGGUCAGGAUAGACUCUGGGCCGCCUCCCAUCAGGUCUUCUGAGGUACUCUGCAUGCGUUUCCUCCAUCCUCUGUCUGUCAUUGGAUAGCCAUGUCUGUUGCUCCCCAACCAAUCAUACAGUCUCUGCCUCUUGAAUCUCUUCGUCUGCGUCCCGAAUGGCACCCUAUUCUCCAACAGUGUACUGCUUUUGAACAGCGCCCAUAGGAUUCUGGUUAAACGAAGUGCACUAUGUAGGGAUAGGCUGCCAUUUGGGAUGCAUCCUUCCUGCUCAGUGACUGAAUAGGAAGGGAAUCCUACUGUGUGUAAAUAAUAUUUUACUUCUCUCUCUUCCUCUUUUGGUGCUGAUGUCAUGAUGUAUCUGAAGGAAGCAGGAAGUUCUUUACUCUGAGAGCGUCGUGUUCUCUCUGGGGUUUGAGUGGAGAGUUGCCGAUGCCCAUGUGAUGUUUUUAUUGGGAGAAAUAAGCCAAUGGUGGGUUGACUGAACGUUACUGGAAUGUUUAGCGUUAGGGGCUCUCCUCCUGUCCCUCUUCGUGUUGAUAACGUCUCUGCUCUGCACAAGUCCCUCUGCCUGUUCUUAAACCUUCCUGUGUGUGUGUCCUCGGGAUAUGAGUCUUUCUCUCCCCAAACCAUUCCUAGGCAUCAAAUGCUCCCGUAUUUAUGACUGCUUGUGCCCUUGAUGUUACCUCGUGUGUGUGUGUGUGUGUGUGUGUGUGUGUGUGUGUGUGUGUGUGUGUGUGUGUGUGUGUGUGUGUGUGUGUGUGUGUGUGUGUGUGUGUGUGUGUGUGUGUGUGUGUGUGUGUGUGUGUGUGUGUAUAACGUCUAUUAUAAGAAGUGACUCCUGCCUCACCUGUACAGGUAUUAAAGCAAUAUGGAGGACAGGUAUUGAUAUCCAUGCUAACGGUGGUGUUUCUGUCCAACACGCUCCUUGCAAUACCUGCAUACGCUGUAGACAAGCCCAUACAUCACACACACGCUUCUCUGUGUCCGAUAGAAAUGUGAAAAGAGCUAAACAUGUUGAGUGUGAUGAACAUGAGAGGUGCUGAGACAUCUGGCGUUGUCCACAGGCAGCCAUGAACACUAAAGUGACCUGCCCAAACCUUUAUUCAACCUUAUUGAACCUUAUUGUUGCAGUAGCAGAAAUAGCAGCGUGAAACCUCUCCCUCGUCGCUAGAGGGGUUCUCCCCCUUAAUAACACUUGUAAGUGAGGUUUUGACUGAGGAGAAGACAAAGUCCUUUUAUUUAUGACAAAACGAUGCACUAUGUAUUCAGUUUGAUGGUCCCUCUUCAGUCCUCUCCUCACAAAGUCUUUCCUGUACAACACUUUUGCAUGGCUGGAUGUUUGUGUAGAUCCCUGGUCUCUUCCCUCUUAUUGUCUGCUGGCCUGAAACAGUUCCUCUCAGCCCCCUGGCUCUCACACUAGUGGGAGAUAUGAAGAGGUUAAACAUCCUAUUGGACACAAUCCUCAUUGGUGGUCAAGCUGCUCUCCCUUCCCCCUCUGAAGUAGCCAGUGGAAUUCAUUAUUAGCCAAUAGUGUGAGCUGUCCUCCCUUAUAGUUGGGUUCAGGAAGCAUCAAAAAGCUAGCCUGGAAUCCAGAAGAUAUCAUUUGUUUCAGUGGUGAACCGGAGCAUAUCAGUUUGGUUUCCAGGCUAUCUAGAAGCUCCUCUUUAGACGUGAGACGUGGAGACGUAUCAGUGUGAACCCUGCCAGGGACAAGAGCACUAUGGUGGACAGGGGACACACUCACCAUGGCAAUCAGUCUGGUGUUACUUUAGUACCAUUAAACCGUCCACAGCUCUCCCUUCUAUACAUGCCAGUCAACACACAUCACAUGUACAUAGAUGUAAUCAACAAACAGUAAUAAACUAUGGUCAUUUGUUUGUGUUUAUUUGGUUCCAGUGUGUAUUUGGUGACCUCUGUCGUUGGUCAUUCAUCCUGUAUGUAGCUACACAACCCGGGACGACUGCCAGUCAGAUGAUUUAAUGUGGUUAUAAUACCAUCUAGAUAUGGAACAAGACCUCUCUUCUCCUAACUGCUUGGGUUUCGUUCAGUUAUCAUUCAGUUUUCAGUCUAAUCCAUGCACCUCUAUUGUGACCUAUCAGCAUCAAGCAGCGUUAUUUUUCCAAUUGUCAUUGGUCUCCUAAUUAUUAUUGUUGUUAUUAUUGUUCUAUUGAGUGUCAUCUGUACAGUACCGUGUUGAAACAUGAUACCUAAUACAGUCUUCUACUGUAAUGUCUCUUUUCAAUAAAGACAAAAUAUGCUUCUUAA
Salmo salar (Atlantic salmon) is the source of this 7713-nucleotide messenger RNA. Lineage: Eukaryota; Metazoa; Chordata; Actinopteri; Salmoniformes; Salmonidae. The record is from RefSeq and is a predicted model, not a curated record.